Haliaeetus leucocephalus (bald eagle) is the source of this 714-nucleotide messenger RNA. It is a transcript of the gene SELENOW, whose product is annotated as selenoprotein W, 1. Lineage: Eukaryota; Metazoa; Chordata; Aves; Accipitriformes; Accipitridae. The transcript is spliced from 5 exons. Gene Ontology annotation, cellular component: cytosol. The record is from RefSeq and is a predicted model, not a curated record. Gene Ontology annotation, biological process: response to selenium ion. Bases 1 to 237 code for a protein of 78 amino acids.
AUGGACCCAGACACGUGGGUCGGACAUGGACACUACCAACAGCUCAAGCAGGAGCUGGAGAGACGCUUCCCAGGCGCGCUGCAGGUGAGCGGCCAGGGGACGCGGGAGGUGACAGGAUGGUUUGAAGUGACGGUGGGCGGCCGCCUGGUCCACUCUAAGAAGAACGGUGACGGGUUCGUCGACAGUGACGCCAAGCUCCAAAAGAUCAUGGCCGCCAUCAAAACCCGCCUGUCCUAGGCGUCGGGGUCCGCCCCGGCACCCCUAACGAAGCUCCACUGGCGACCGCCUCCCUCGCGUCGGCCGAGCGCUCCAUGACGGGAACCGCUGAAACGUCCACCGGCACUGGGCUGUUUCCAGACACCGCGCAGGAUGUCGGCGCGAGGGCGGCAGGCGGCCGUCGAGCUUCACUUCCCCCCCCACCCCGGCUCCUUUCCCUCUGCACUAACCGCCUUCACCGACGCUCCUAUUUUCAGCCAGGUCGAGCUUGGUUUGGUUUGGGUUUUUAUUUCCCCCCCCGCUGCUAAUCCGCACAGGAAGCUUUCGCCGAGCCUGCCAGGCUGAAAAAUAGGGAAAAAAAGCUUCAAAACCGAAGUUAUUCCAGCAAUUUAAUUCUUUUUCCCUCUCUGCCCAGUGGCAGCUGGACCCCAAACUCCCACCCCAGCGUUCCGGUUGCCUUCUGUAAGUCUCUGGUGGCUCGGUGGCCUUUCUGGAAUA